Messenger RNA from Sycon ciliatum, 4032 nucleotides. RefSeq lists its product as uncharacterized. The transcript is spliced from 2 exons. NCBI's taxonomy places the organism in Eukaryota, Metazoa, Porifera, Calcarea, Leucosolenida, Sycettidae. Gene Ontology annotation, molecular function: copper ion binding; dopamine beta-monooxygenase activity. Bases 68 to 3664 code for a protein of 1198 amino acids. The record is from RefSeq and is a predicted model, not a curated record.
CACUACUAGUAAGUAGUAUAAAUUGUGCAAAAAAAGGUCUCACAACGCCUCAGUAGUUCAAUUCGCCAUGGCGUCCACCCUUCUGCUUAUCGUGGCUACCACCACGUUCAUUUGCGCAUGCAAUGGUUUCAAACACUUCCAACUGGAAAUUCCAAACGGCGACAAUGUAGAGCAUCCCUGUAAACCCAAUACUCAGUGGAUGGGUGUUGGACAUCUGCAAGAACAAGGCGGUGGACCAAGGAAUGUCUUUGGAGAGGCUUUCGACCAGGCUGGGAAGAAGUGGACCAAGGCACUUUGCCAGAUGGACUCAGAUGGAGACGGACAAACGAACGGUGCAGAGCUUGGUGACCCAAAUUGUGUAUGGACGAAGGGAGCUACGCCAUUCCGAACUACAGCACUAACUCAUCCAGGCUUCAAGACGCCUGCGGGAAGCUUCAAAUACGAUCCAACAGACAAGACGACGUUGAGUUGCAGCGGGCUAAACCCAUCAUGCCCUGGCAAGAACGAGGUAGGUGUAAAAACAUUGGACUUGACCAUGGCAAAGAAUACCAAAGUACCUUCGCAGACUACAACGUACUUCUGCACUGCGUUCACUGUACCCGAUGACCAAGUGUACCAUGCUGUUGGCUUUGAUGCCAUUUUAGACAACUUGAACGUCAUUCAUCAUAUGCUUCUAUAUGGCUGCCAGUCAUCCACAGUCACGAAACCUGGUGAAUGUGAUAUGUCUGGUUCAGGCUGCAGGGAUCUUUUGGCUAUUUGGUCGCUCGGUUUUCUUGACACGUGUCUGCCUGACAUUGCUGGUGUUCGAUUUGGCAAAGGAACCUAUAGGACGUUCCAGCUGCAAGUUCACUGGAACAACCCUCUUCAUCGCACUGACUACACCGAUUCUUCAGGACUUCGUAUGCACUACACGUCGACACUGCGCAAGUAUGACAUGGGUAUCAUGUGGCUGGGACAGUCUAACUUGGAAAUUCCAGGAGGAGCCCAGAAGACCUACAUUGGCGAAUGCAGUGGUAAGUGCACCCAAAAUAUUCUCCUUCAGCCUGUGACUGUAGCUGCAUCUACGUCUCAUAUGCAUCUGAUCGGGAAAGCAACAAAGAUCUCCCACACCGUUGGGACUACAAAUGUUACCACGGAUAUUCUCUCGCAAGAUGUCUACGAUUACGAUAGUCCUACCUGGACAUUCCACGACCCACCGGUAGUUAUCACUCCUGGCGAUAGCUUGUCCAUCAACUGUACAUACGACGCUAGCUCUCGCAAUUUCACCACACGGUAUGGCGAUGCGACCAAUGACGAGAUGUGCUUCGGCUUCCUACAGUACUAUCCCAAGGGAGGUGACUUCAGGUGUAUGCAGUAUGACAGUCACGAUAUCUGCCUGGAGAACUCUGUAGUCUGUGGUAACAAGUGUUCGUUGUCUGUCUACCUGGACAACGUCACCUCCCUGUUGUCGCAGGCUGAAAAAUACUGCAAUACAACAAGCUGCAAUCCCCACUGCUUGGAGGCCAUUAAAACCCUCUUCCAAGUCUACAAUAAUCCUUGCGUGAAGACACGUCAUCCCAUUGCUUACCGAACAUUGAAACAAGCAUUCAAGACAAAGGAGACCGAGCUCUACACAGCCAUUUACGUGUGCAGGUACUUCCAUGGACAGGAUAUCCUCGACGAACCGCUACCGCAACGGACGUUCAACACGUCAGCUGAAAUAAGCGUCUCGUGUCCAUCCAACGAAGGUUUGGAACGAUUCCCGCCGGGUUCCAGGCCUCCACAAGUGGGCACAACCCUGCCCGGAGGCUCCGCAACAAGGUUUGCCUUGUCCGCUGGUCUCUGUCCACUGCUGCUUGCCGUCUAUGCCGUAUUCUGCAAGCAAUUCGCCAUGGGGUUCACCGUUUUUCUCGCUUUUGCUUACAUAGCGUUGCUUUUCCCUCGUAGUGGAUUCAAACACUUCCAACUGGAAAUCCCAAACGGCGACAAUGUAGAGCAUCCCUGUAAACCCAAUACUCAGUGGAUGGGUGUUGGACAUCUGCAAGAACAAGGCGGCGGACCAAGGAAUGUCUUUGGAGAGGCUUUCGACCAGGCUGGAAAGAAGUGGACAAGGGCACUUUGCCAGAUGGACUCAGAUGGAGACGGACAAACGAACGGUGCAGAGCUUGGUGACCCGAACUGUGUAUGGACGAAGGGAGCUGUACCAUCCCGAACUACAGGACUAACUCAUCCAGGCUUCAAGACGCCAGCAGGAAGCUUCAAAUUCGACCCAACAGACAAGACGACAUUGAGUUGCAGUCCGCUAAACCCAGUAUGCCCUGGUAAAGAUAAGGUAGGUGUAAAAACAUUGGACUUGACCAUGGCAAAGAAUACCAAAGUACCUUCGCAGACUACAACGUACUUCUGCACUGCGUUCACUGUACCCGAUGACCAAGUGUACCAUGCUGUUGGCUUUGAUGCCAUUUUGGACAACUUGAACGUCAUUCAUCAUAUGCUUCUAUAUGGCUGCCAGUCACCCACAGUCACGAAACCUGGUGAAUGUGAUAUGUCUGGUUCAGGCUGCAGGGAUCUUUUGGCUAUUUGGUCGCUCGGUUUUCCGGGCCAGUGUCUGCCUGACAUUGCUGGUGUUCGAUUUGGCAAAGGAACCUACAGAAUGUUCCAGCUGCAAGCUCACUGGAACAACCCUCUUCAUCGCACUGACUACACAGAUUCUUCAGGACUUCGUUUGCACUACACGUCGACACUGCGCAAGUAUGACAUGGGUAUCAUGUGGCUGGGACAGUCUAAAUUGGAAAUUCCAGGAGGAGCCCAGAAGACCUACAUUGGCGAAUGCAGUGGUAAGUGCACCCAAAAUAUUCUCCUUCAGCCUGUGACUGUAGCUGCAUCUACGUCUCAUAUGCAUCUGAUCGGGAAAGCAACAAAGAUCUCCCACACCGUUGAGGCUACAAAUGUUACCACGGAUAUUCUCUCGCAAGAUGUCUACGAUUACGAUAGUCCUACCUGGACAUUCCACGACCCACCGGUAGUUAUCACUCCUGGCGAUAGCUUGUCCAUCAACUGUACUUAUGACGCUAGCUCUCGCAAUUUCACCACACGGUAUGGCGAUGCGACCAAUGACGAGAUGUGCUUCGGCUUCCUACAGUACUAUCCCAAGGGAGGUGACUUCAGGUGUAUGCAGUAUGACAGUUACGAUAUCUGCCUGGAGAACUCUGUAGUCUGUGGUAACAAGUGUUCGUUGUCUGUAUACCUUGACAACGUCACCUCCCUGUUGUCGCAGGCUGAAAAAUACUGCAAUACAACAAGCUGCAAUCCCCACUGCUUGGAGGCCAUUAAAACCCUCUUCCAAGUCUACAAUAAUCCUUGCGUGAAGACACGUCAUCCCAUUGCUUACCGAACAUUGAAACAAGCAUUCAAGACAAAGGAGACCGCGCUUUACACAGCCAUUUACGUGUGCAGGUACUUCCAUGGACAGGAUAUCCUCGACGAACCGCUACCGCAACGGACGUUCAACACGUCAGCUGAAAUAAGCGUCUCGUGUCCAUCCAACGAAGGUUUGGAACGAUUCCCGCCGGGUUCCAGGCCUCCACAAGUGGGCACAACCCUGCCCGGAGGCUCCGCAACAAGGUUUGCCUUGUCCGCUGGCCUCUGUCCACUGCUGCUUGCCGUCUAUGCCGUAUUCUGCUAGAUGAGAGACUCUUGCACAGCAUGGUAUGGCUUGUACAUAAUUCUGAGGCUUGCGAUUUCUUCCCGUCUGAAUUCCCUUAAACUCCUGAAUUCCCCCAAGCUUUUGAAUAUGCAAUGUUGCCUCGUGACAACUCUCAGCGUACACUGCAUCUUCAAACUAGCCUGCCCCCUUGUUGUUUUGUGAACAUGUGGUUUAUAUACUCAAUCUGCAGAACGUGCUGUUUUGUCCUUUGUGGAUUAAUACUUCUGAUUUUUGCAACCAAGAUAAAUAAUUCAACCAAACUAUUUCCCUUUAUGAGUUUAAUAAUAUAACCCUUUUUUCUCCUUUGGAAGCUGGACCUUGACUGAAAGAAGUAUCAUUAAUUUUUA